UUUACUCCCGUCCCCUGCCGCCGCCGGCCGCCCCGCCACACUCCCCGACGGAGCUCCGGGGGGGAGGCGGCGAUCUAGACCGCCCCCCGCCCCCCGCCCCGGACACCCUCGCGCUCCCAUGGCGCCAACCGCUCUGCCGUGCCUGAGCAUUUUCUUUUCCCGCAGACGCCACCGCUGCCGUCCCCGUCUCCGGUAGCUCGCCGCCGCACCGAGAAAGGAUUCCUUCCGAGCACAUGGAUAUGGAUUGCUCGCUGGUACAGAUCCGGCAACGAGGAGGCGAGAACUAAUUCAGUGAGGCAACUUUUUACCAUGGCUUGUACACCAGUUUGCAGUCUGUCGUGGAAUCUGAUGCCAUGCCCUGGCAAUACACUACAUGGUGACAGUAGCAAAUUAGCUAACUGUAAGUCGAGCGGCAAUUUCUGAAACACACAAAUGCCACCACAAGGUGACUGAUGACGGCUUUCCGUCAGGUGUGCCGACCACCACAUUGCAGACAAUUGCGAUGUUUCACAUGGUUCAGAAUGUUGAGCCUUCAUGUGGAUACUUGGCCAUGACUCCUUUGGGAAGCUGGCGUCCGGGGCCAAAUGAUUAUUAUGCAAGUUAUGAUUAUGAAGAUAUUGUAAAAUUUAUGAGGGAUGGGUUUGCUCUUAGAUUUCCUUUCCCAGCUCCAGAAUGGACAUAUUCUUGGAUCCUCAAGACAUGCCUGGAAAAUUCAAGGAGCAGAUGUCUAGUUCAAGCAUCCAAAAUAAGAUUUCUGUGAUUUUUGCCAUCGACGUGCGUUUCUUGGGAUGUGUAAAAAACAACUCCUUGUCUAAAUACACUAAAUUGUAUUGGGCUGUGUUAGUCAUAGUAUCUGCUAUAAGUAUCAUGAAGCUCAUUAUCGUGUUGGCAGUACUAUCCAGGUUAGACUUUGCACCGUUGUCUGUAUUGAUCUUCCUUGCCUACAAGUACUGGCAAACAAAGAUAUCAGUUGACGCAGUUGAGAGGUUCCUCCAGAUGCAACUAGCCCUUGGCCCAACAAGGUACGCUUACACAGACAUCACUGCGAUCACUAGCCACUUCAAAGAGAAGUUGGGACAAGGAGGCUAUGGGUCUGUGUACAAAGGUGUGCUUCCUGGUGACGUCCAUGUUGCCAUCAAAAUGUUGGUCAGUUCCAUGUCCAAUGGAGAAGAAUUCAUCAGUGAGGUGUCCAGCAUCGGAAGCAUACACCAUGUCAAUGUAGUGCGUCUGGUGGGUUUCUGCUCAGAGGAAAUGAGGAGGGCUCUUGUUUAUGAGUACAUGCCCCAUGGAUCUCUUGAGAAGUACAUCUUCUCGCCAGAGAAGAGUUUCUCAUGGGACAAGCUCAAUCAGAUUGCUCUGGGCAUUGCCAGAGGGAUCGACUACCUGCACCGAGGGUGUGAUAUGCAGAUGUUACACUUCGACAUCAAGCCGCACAACAUCCUGUUAGACAGUGAUUUCACCCCAAAAAUUGCUGACUUUGGGCUGGCGAAACUGUACCCCAGGGACAACAGCUUUUUGCCAGUGAGUGCUGCCCGGGGAACAGUUGGUUACAUAGCUCCUGAGAUGGUGUCCCGUAGCUUUGGCGCCAUAUCCUCCAAGUCUGAUGUCUACAGCUUCGGGAUGUUGUUGCUAGAGAUGGCCGGAGGACGGAGGAACGUGGACCCACAAGCGUCAAGAAGCCAGACGUACUACCCGUCAUGGGUGUACAAUCAGCUGUCUCGGCAAGAGGCUGUUGGUAUCCAUCAGGUGGAGAGGAAGCUGUGCGUCGUUGCGCUUUGGUGCAUCCAGAUGAAGCCAGACGAUCGACCGGCCAUGAGCGAGGUGCUAGACAUGCUCGAAGCUGGCAUCGAUGGCCUGGAGAUGCCUCCUGAGCCCUUCUUCUGCGGGGACGAGUAUGCUCCUGCUGCAGAUUCUUCAGUAUUAUCAGAGUUAAGUACAUUAUCGGAGUGAAAUACCUGUACAUCGUAGUUUUGGACCAAAUUUUAUCCCCUAGGCAGCUCAGGUGCGCUCAGCGAGUCAAUAUUUGUGUGCAAUGUGAAGAAGAUACUCUUUUUCUUAAUACAAAGAGGAGACAUCGAAAAUGAUGAUGCAAAUUGUAAAUGUGAACCUAGAGAGAACUGCUUUCUGUAAAAUAAUCCCAUUGGUGCUGUUGUUACUGUUACUGUA
Triticum dicoccoides is the source of this 2166-nucleotide messenger RNA. RefSeq names its product rust resistance kinase Lr10-like. Gene Ontology annotation, biological process: protein phosphorylation. The coding region runs from base 673 to 1950 and encodes 425 amino acids. Lineage: Eukaryota; Viridiplantae; Streptophyta; Magnoliopsida; Poales; Poaceae. Gene Ontology annotation, molecular function: ATP binding; protein kinase activity. The record is from RefSeq and is a predicted model, not a curated record. The transcript is spliced from 5 exons.